AUGACGGUCACUUUCCCAUACUCGUCGGCUCCGGCCAAGCAGAUCAAGGAGAUUCAGUUUGGUGUGAUGAGUCCUGAGGAGAUUAAAGCAUUCUCUGUGGCCAAGAUCGAAUAUACAGAAGUGAUGGAUGAGGCUACGAACAGGCAGAAAGUUGGAGGUCUGAUGGAUCCUAAAAUGGGCACCAUCGACCGUAAUUUCAAAUGUCAAACGUGUCUGGAAGGUAUGGCAGAAUGUCCAGGUCAUUUCGGUCAUAUCGAAUUGGCCAGACCAGUCUUUCACGCCGGUUUCAUCAUUAAAGUGAAAAAGAUCUUGGAAUGUGUCUGCUAUAGUUGUGGGAAACUCAAAGUUGACAUGCGAGAUCCAAUGGUUGCGAAUGUCGUACGAAGAGUAAAAGCCCAGCAUCGUCUACGAGCUGUUUGGGUAUUGGCGAAAGAUAAGAAAGUCUGUGAGACUGAUUCGCUGGAGGACAACCAGGAUGGUGAUGCGACAGCCGAAGAUCAGUUCAUGGCUGAACAGGGGAAACCCAAAGGUCAUGGUGGAUGUGGUCACGAGCAACCGUUAUGGCGAAAGAAGGGUCUAAAGCUUACUGGUAUAUGGAAACCUACGGAUAAGGGAGAGGAUACUGCUGAACCUGAAGAACGCAACGUAUCUCCAGGAGAGGUCCAUAAUAUCCUCAAGAAGAUCCCACCUGAAGAUUUGCAUAUCAUGGGUCUGAACGCUGAAUACGCUAGACCAGAUUGGAUGAUUCUUACAGUAUUGCCCGUCCCACCAGCAGCUGUCCGACCUUCAAUUGCCAUCGAUGGAGGAGCUUUACGAAGUGAAGAUGAUUUGACGUACAAAUUACAAUCGAUCAUCAAAUUCAAUGGUAUCGUUAGGCGGAUGGAAGCGGAAGGUGUACCUCCGAGUGUGGUCAACGAGCAAUUCGAUUUACUGCAGUAUCACGUCGCUACUUAUAUGGACAAUGAGAUUGCUGGUUUACCGAGGGAUCAGCAUAAAGCUGGAAGAGCUAUCAAAGCGAUCAGAGCCAGAUUGAAGGGAAAAGAAGGUAGAAUGAGAGGAAACUUGAUGGGUAAACGAGUGGACUUCUCAGCUCGUACGGUUAUUACCGGUGAUCCCAAUCUGCAAUUGGAUCAGGUUGGUGUUCCCAGGAGUAUAGCCAUGACUCUGACUUAUCCUGAGAGAGUGACCCCAUACAAUAUCGUCUAUCUGCAAACUCUGGUGAACAACGGUCCUGCAACGUACCCUGGUGCCAGGUAUUACGUCAAGGAUACUGGAGAACGUGUGGAUUUGAAGUAUAGGAAAUCCGGUGAACCCAUCAGUUUGCAGUUUGGUUGGAUCGUAGAGAGACACCUCAAGGAUGGAGACUUCGUUCUAUUCAAUCGUCAACCGAGUUUGCAUAAAAUGUCUAUGAUGUCGCAUAGGGUCAAACUUAUGAACUAUUCCACUUUCCGUCUGAAUCUUUCGGUUACUUCACCUUAUAAUGCCGAUUUCGAUGGUGACGAAAUGAACUUGCACGUGCCGCAAAGCGAAGAGACACGAGCAGAACUCAGUCAGAUAGCUUGGGUUCCCAGACAGAUUGUCUCGCCGCAGGCGAACAAGCCCGUCAUGGGUAUCGUGCAAGAUACUCUCUGUGGUAUCCGAAAGUUUACCCUACGAGAUAACCUUCUCGAUUGGCUACAAGUGCAGCAUAUCCUCCUUUGGACAGUUGGCUGGGACGGUACAAUACCGCCGCCUGCUAUUCUGAAGCCUAAACCAAUGUGGACUGGUAAACAGCUUCUAUCGAUGACAAUUCCCAAAGGUAUCAAUAUAACCAAAAAGAACAACGAGAAGCCAUCACCCAUUGAUGUGACCGAUGAGAAUGUGUUGAUAGAUAACGGUGAAUUGAUAUACGGUACCAUCGUAAAAAAUAUGGCUGGUGCUGCCAACGACGGUUUGGUACAUGUCAUUUUCCGAGAAUUGGGUCCAGUAGCAGCCCGAGAUUGGUUUUCAGCUUGUCAACAGAUGAUCAAUUUCUGGCUAUUACAUUACGGUUUCUCGGUUGGUAUCGGUGAUACCAUCGUCGACAAAGCUACAAUGGCAGGAAUUACAAAUCGAAUGGUGGAAGCUAAAGAGGCGGUACAAAGGUUGAUCUCAGAAGCAGAGGCGAACAAGAUGAAACCUAAACCAGGUAUGACGAUUAGAGAAACCUUAGAAGCAUCAAUUGCCAAUGAAUUGAACAAAGCGAGAGAUUGGACCGGUAAAACCACGCAGGAUAACCUGAAGGGAGAUAACAACGUCAAACAGAUGGUAGUGUCUGGAUCAAAAGGUUCUUUCAUCAAUAUUUCUCAGAUGUCAGGUGUCGUAGGACAACAGUUCGUCGAAGGAAAACGUAUAACGUUUGGAUUCAAGCAUCGUUCAUUACCGCAUUUCUCCAGGGAUGAUUACGGUCCAGAAUCAAGAGGUUUCGUAGAGAAUUCGUAUCUUCGAGGAUUAACUCCUCAAGAGUUCUGGUUCCAUGCCAUGGGAGGAAGAGAAGGAUUGAUUGAUACUGCAGUGAAAACUGCUGAAACGGGUUAUAUCCAGAGAAGAUUGGUCAAAGCGAUGGAAGAUCUCAAAGUUGGAUAUGAUGGUACGGUGAGAAACUCGGUUGGAGAUGUGGUACAAUUCUUAUACGGUGAAGAUGGUAUGGAUGGUUCUGCAAUGGAGAAGCAGAGUCUCGAUAUCAUCCGUCUAUCAAAUAAAGCUUUCGAGCGAAGAUACAAGAUCGACGUCUUGAGUGCGACAGGUGGUUUCAAGAAGGGUGCUUUGCAAGCAGGUAUCGAUCAGAGCUCAGUGGAGUUGCAGACGUUACUCGACGAAGAGUUCCGUCAAUAUACUGAAGAUCGACAAUUGCUCAGAGACCAUAUCUACACCGAUGGUACUCCUGGUCAUCCGCUUCCUGUCAAUAUUCAACGAGUCAUCCAGAACUCUCAGCAGAUCUUCCAUAUUGAUCCUAGAGUUCCUAGUGAUCUAGACCCGGCAUACCUUAUAGAGCAGCGACAAGCUCUUUCAGAUCGAUUGGUGGUGGUUCGAGGUGACGACAAGCUCAGUAGAGAUGCUCAGCAUAACGCCACUCUCGUCUUCAACAUGCUCCUUCGAUCACAUCUUGCUACUCGACGAGUGAUAGAAGAGUAUCAUCUGAAUAGAGAAGCUUUCGAUUGGGUUAUUGGAGAAAUCGAGCAGAUCUUCAAUAAAGCUGUCGUCAACGCAUCUGAAAUGGUCGGAACUCUCGCAGCUCAGUCUAUCGGUGAACCUGCUACCCAAAUGACAUUGAACACCUUCCAUUAUGCGGGUGUAGCUUCCAAAUCUGUUACCGGUGGUGUACCCCGGUUGAAAGAAAUCAUCAACGUCGCGGUGAACAUCCGAACUCCCGCGCUGAAUGUUUAUCUUGAUCCUGAAUAUAGUCGUACGGAAGAAGACGCGCAUCAGAUCAUGCGAAAACUCACCUACACCCGUCUCAGAGAUAUCACUGCAUCAGUUGAGAUCUUCUACGAUCCUAAGCUGGAUUCGACAGAUAUCGAAGAGGAUCAAGAUUUCGUUGAUGCGUUUUUCGCUAUCCCAGAUGAAGAUAUUCGAUUGGAAUUACACUCGCCAUGGUUGCUUCGUUUGGAACUUGAUCGAGCCAAGGUAUUGGAAGGUGGUUAUGAGAUGUCCCAAAUUGUAAAUGCCAUAGCAGAACAAGUUGGAAAAGAUGUCUUUGUGAUACACUCAGAAGAUAACGCUCCUAAAUUGAUCAUCCGACUGAGGGUAGUGGCCGAGAAAGAAGAUGAAGAGUUACUAGGUGACGAAGAUAUGUUCUUGAAGCGAAUCGAAGGUACCUUGUUGGAUCAAGUGGUGUUGGGUGGUAUCAAAGGUAUUCAGAGAGUGUUCAUCUCAGAAGGUAAACAGGUGGUGCUUUCUCAACAUGGUGAAUACGAUCAAGCGAAAGAGUGGUUCCUCGAAACGGAUGGUAUCAACCUGAAGGAGGUCAUGGCUGUAGAUGGUGUAGAUGGGCCGCGAACCUACUCAAACAACUGUUACGAGGUAUACACAACUCUCGGUAUUGAAGGUGCUCGAAAUGCACUAUACAAGGAAUUGAAUGGUGUCAUAGAAAUGGGUGGUUCAUAUGUCAAUUACCGACACUUGGCUUUACUCUGUGAUCUUAUGUGUUCCAAGGGAUCUUUAAUGUCAAUCACUCGACAUGGUAUCAACCGUACGGACGCUGGUGCCUUAUCGCGAUCAUCUUUCGAAGAGACCGUCGAGAUUCUCUUGGAAGCUGCGGCAGUAGGUGACGUCGACGAUUGUCGAGGUGUAGCGGAGAAUGUACUUCUUGGUCAAAUGGCACCUAUGGGAACAGGAGCGUUUGACGUAUCCCUAGACAUGAACAUGUUGAAGGAUGUGAUUGUCGAUCAUCGACUACCUGUUCAAAACAUGUUGGCUGCCUCUGGUGGAUUAGCGGGAGGUAUGACACCUGGUGGAGCUAUGACGCCCUACGACAAUUUCUCACCGAUGUGGGAUGGAGCGAAAGGAUCAGUCGGAUCAGCUGCUUUCUCACCAAUGCAAACUUCAAACAAUGAGGAAGGUGGAAACUUCGCCUAUAUGGGAUACGGAACCUCACCAAUGCACGGUGGAAUGUCGCCUGCAGCAGCUGGAUAUUCACCUUCUUCACCUGCUGGAUAUUCCCCCACUUCCCCAUUCGCAGUUACAAGUCCAGCCUAUUCGCCCACCUCACCCUUCGCAGGUGCUGGCGCGGCUUCACCUUGGGUACCAAGAGGUGGAUUUGGAGGAGCCACUUCACCUGCUUAUUCACCUACUUCACCUCAAUACUCACCGUCUAGUCCUCAAUUCUCACCCGCCUCGCCUUCCUUCUCACCCUCUUCACCCACGUACUCGCCAGCCUCACCUGCAUAUGCAGGAACAGGUGCUAGUGCAGGUAUGAACCGAGCUUCACCUUAUUCUCCUGCUUCGCCUGCCUAUUCCCCUACUUCACCAAUGGGAGGUAUGGGAGUCACCUCACCACAGUACUCUCCUACCAGUCCUAGAUACUCGCCUGCUUCGCCUGCGUUCUCACCUACCUCACCGACUUAUAGUCCAACUAGUCCGGCGGCAUUCCAAGCUACCAGUCCGAGAUAUUCUCCAACGAGUCCUCAAUUCAGUCCUACUUCACCUACUUACUCUCCUGCUAGUCCGACAUACUCUCCUGCAAGUCCAGCUUAUUCCCCAGCUAGUCCAGCUUACAGUCCCGCCUCACCUGCUUAUUCGCCAGCAUCACCUGCAUACGGUGUGAAUGGCAAUGCGGCUCAGGCCAACGGACAAAAUGGACCUGGACAGAGACCUAAUGGAAAUGCCAAUGGACAAGUAAAACCUGGAUGGGGUAAUACAGGUACAUAUGGUGCUAGUCCAAGUUGGAAGAGUUGA
Molecule: messenger RNA, 5415 nt
Organism: Kwoniella mangroviensis CBS 8507
Lineage: Eukaryota; Fungi; Basidiomycota; Tremellomycetes; Tremellales; Cryptococcaceae
Product: DNA-directed RNA polymerase II subunit RPB1
Exons: 14
Coding region: 1-5415 (1804 amino acids)
Biological process (GO): transcription by RNA polymerase II
Cellular component (GO): RNA polymerase II, core complex
Molecular function (GO): DNA binding
Source: RefSeq, a predicted model, not a curated record